Messenger RNA from Panicum virgatum (switchgrass), 5963 nucleotides. Its product is annotated as starch synthase 3, chloroplastic/amyloplastic-like. Gene Ontology annotation, molecular function: alpha-1,4-glucan glucosyltransferase (UDP-glucose donor) activity; starch binding. The record is from RefSeq and is a predicted model, not a curated record. Bases 795 to 5552 code for a protein of 1585 amino acids. The transcript is spliced from 17 exons. NCBI's taxonomy places the organism in Eukaryota, Viridiplantae, Streptophyta, Magnoliopsida, Poales, Poaceae.
GUCCCCAAGCCCGUUAGGCCCGUUGCCAAACUGAUGCACGGGAGACGCGGGCGGGCACGCGCGGGGUCGCCGGCGGCCACUCGUGCUGCUCCGACCACCGGUGCCCCCGCCGCUCCUUCCAAAUCUGGGCGAGGUGAGCUGCGGCGUCCGCCGUCAGGCUUUGCGGGGAGGCGGGAGGAUGGACUGGAUUGGGCGCAAGAUCCACCUCUGCAAUGUCACCAUAGGCCUCGACAUUCUCGAUUGGUGGGAGCGCUACCUCUUCGGUCAUGUCUAGAGCCGGCACAUCCCACCUGAAGUCCUUUACUUUCGGUGAAGCAACCAAGAGCAAAAUGCCAUGAGAAACGAACAAGAGCACGUGGAAGUAAAACGUGAUGCCCACACGGCAUGCAGGGACCAUUCGGGAACAUAUCAGCCCACAAGCAACAUCGGUACUCAUGGCACAUCACCCCACCUUAUACGGUGUGCAUGUCUCGUGAACUAGGCGAGCAAGGUGACCCACAGCUGCACAACAAAACCUUGGGACCCACAAGAUGACACCUCCAGUUUUCAUACAAGACCGCACUCAACAGGUAAAACAAGGGGAGAAGAAAUGAUCAAAUUCAGUUUGAUUAAAAGGAGAGAGGGGAAGCCUCUUCAGUGCGUGCUGUGGUGUUCGCUUGUGCAUUAUGAAUUGAUUUUUGUUCCUAUACCUCGUGAGCGAGCGCGAGAAAGAGAGAGGAGGAGGGAGUUGAUACGCCUUGGGAGGUGCGUCACUUGGUAAUAGUUCUUGUAGGGUUAGGAGGUGGUUUUGGGCAAUGGAGAUGGCUCUCGUACCCCAGAGCCCUCUCUGUUCUCGGAACCGACCAGCGGUCAUGCUCCAAGCAACCACCUUGGGCGGAGACCCCAAUCAGUCUUUCUUGAGGACUAGCAGAUUUGCCAGAAGCAGGAUUAUUCGGUGCACAGUAGCAAGUUCAGAUUUUCCUAGUAGGAAAUCAAGGGAGAUGGUGUAUCUUAAGGUAAAAGUCUCUGCUUUUAGAGGUUAUGUUCCAAGACUCCCUGCUGAGUCGAGCACCAAGAAGAGUAUACACCGUAAUAGCGAUGAACGAACUAUUGGCACAUUCAAUAGGUUUUUAAGUACUGAUACAGAAGAGUCGACAAGUAGUAGAGAUUUAGACACUGCUGAAGUGGAUUUGCUGGAAGAUGCUUCAAGCAGUUUAUCUUCUGGGGAAGUGGAUGUGGCAGAAGAAGCUGCACUUGACAUGUUUGAGGUGGAAUUAUCAAGAAAUGCAUUGAUUAACAUAUCAUUAGGGGCAGAAGAAGAAGAAGUAGAUGAAGCUACAGUCGAAGAAGAUAAAUUCAACAUAGACUUCACAGGAGUACAAUUUGGCAGUGCUGCAGUUCAGGACUUGGAUCCAAAGGAUGAAACUAAUGCUAAAGAAGACAUAUUUGUGGCAGAUUCUUCAGGAGUUACAACAAACAGUGAUGCUAUGAGGGAAGUGGUGGAUGAAGCUAAGGUGGAAAAGGACAGGAUUGAUGUUGAUGUGUUGGGAUUUGGUCUGAACAAUGAAGCUGGGGAUAUACCAGAGAUAUUUGAUGUGGAUGUCCAACAAGCCUCGUUUGAGAUGGAUAUUUUAGGAACUGCUUCAGACAGUGCAAGCCUGGGCAAAGUGAAUGUGGUGGAUGAUGCUAAGGUUGAAAAAGACACAUUUCAGGUGGAUGAUUUAAGCAGUGCUUCUUAUAGCGCAACAUAUAUGGCAGUGGAGUCUUCAGAAGAAAUCUCUGAGGUAGAUAAUGACCAAUGGCAAUAUCCAGUACUACAGUCAGCAUCCAUAGAGGACAAGGCCAAUAAUGGAACACAUGAAAGUUUGGAGCCUGAGCCCAGGACAGUUGUCAAGGUCAAGGAACAGGACAAAUUAGAUUUCGGUGUCGAUGAGGGAUCAGCUUUUGAUACCCAUGAAGAACAGCAAGCGGUAGAUUAUGAUUGGCAAGAGCAAAAUGUUACCACUUUUGAUGAACAAGAACAAGACCAGUAUAUUAUUGGUUCUCGCAGACAAGUCAACUCAAUUAUUGGUUUGCCUAUGCAAAUCCAAUCUGUUGUUGUUUACAGUAAACCAAACCAAUCUAUUGUUGCUUCUCAUAGAAAAGAUGAAUCAAUUGCUGUUGUGCCUAAGAAAAUACAAUCUGUUGUUGCUUAUAAGAAACCAGAUCAAUCUAUUGUUGCUUCUCAUAAAGAAGAUCAAUCAAUUGUUAGUGUGCCUGAGCAAAUCAAAUCCAUUGUUGGUUACAGUAAAGCAGAACAAUCUAUUAUUGGUUUGCACAAACAACAACAAUCGAUUGUUCAUAUCUCUCAAGAAAAACAAUCCAUAGUUGGCUUUCAUAAGCAAGAUCUAUCAAUUUUCAGCACCUCCAAAGAGUCUCAAACAAAGAAACUUGAUAUUCCUGAGAGUCAUGAUGCACUUUCUAUAGAGGAAAUAGCAGCUAAGGAAGAUUUCCAUUCGUUACAAAAACAUAAGGAAGAUUUCAUUGAAGAAGCACCAGAGAUGAUAACUAGCAAGAAAAUCAAUGAGGAACACCUUGCAAUGGUUGAAGAGCAGAAAAGUAUAAGCAUGGGGGAAGAACAAUUGAUUGUUACUGAUGAAAGCAUUUCAGUGAUUGAGGUGGAGAUGGAAACGUACGAGGACAAAUCUCUGCAUCUUUCCGAAGAAGAGGCUCUAUGGGCUGAAGAUGAAGUAGGGAUAUCUGAGGAUGAAGAACACUAUGAAGUUGAGGAGAUGUUUGUGUCUCCUGAACAAGAUAUGCAAGAAUCACCACAUGAUAAAAUGGAUCCACAAGCACUACAAAGGAUGCUUCGAGAACUUGCUGAAAAAAAUUAUUUACUAGGAAACAAGUUUUUUGUUUUUCCAGAGGUACUGAAAGCUAAUUCAACUAUUGCUUUGUAUUUCAAUCGUGAUCUAUCAGCUAUAGCCAAUGAGCCUGACGUACUAAUAAAAGGAGCAUUCAAUGGGUGGAAGUGGAAGUUUUUCACUGAAAAAUUGCACAAGAGCGAACUGGGAGGGGACUGGUGGUCCUGCAAACUAUACAUUCCCAAGCAGGCAUACAGAUUUGAUUUUGUGUUCUUUAAUGGUAGCACUAUGUAUGAAAAUAACGGUAAGAAUGAUUUCGUGAUACAAAUAGAAAGCACCAUGGAUGAACAUUCGUUUGCGGAUUUCUUGGAUGAAGAAAAGCAAAGAGAACUUGAGAGAUUUGCCAUGGAAGAAGCUGAAAGGAAGAAACAAACUGAAGAGGAGAAGCGAAUAAAGGAAGAAAGGGUGGCACAUGAAGCUGCCAAGGCACAAGCGAAGGCUGAGAUAGUGACAAAGAAGAAUAAAUUGCAUAAUGUAUUGGAUUCAGCCAAAGGAUCUAUUGAUAAUUUGUGGUACAUAGAACCUAUCACUACUGUGCAAGAGGCUACUGUCAGAGUCUAUUACAAUAGGCACUCGAGACCCCUUAUUCAUAGUGCUGAGAUUUGGAUGCACGGGGGAUACAACAAUUGGAUUGAUGGACUCUCCUUUGCUGAAAGACUUGUUCAUCAUGAUGACAAAGAUGGUGAUUGGUGGUAUGCAGAUGUUGUCUUACCUCAAAGAGCAUACGCGUUGGACUGGGUGUUUGCUGAUGGGCCGCCAGGGAAUGCAAGGAUUUAUGAUAACAAUGGCAGACAGGAUUUUCAUUCUAUCCUGCCCAAUAACAUGACUGAGGAAGAAUAUUGGGCGGAAGAAGAACAGAGGAUCUAUACUAGGCUUCUACAAGAGAGGAGAGAAAGGGAGGAGGCUAUUAGAAUGAAGGCUGAGAGAAGGGCAAAAUUGAAAGCUGAGAUGAAAGAAAAGACUAUGAGAAUGUUUCUGGUUUCUCAAAAACACAUAGUUUAUACCGAACCACUUGAAAUACGUGCUGGAACCACAGUUGACGUUCUUUACAAUCCUUCUAAUACAGUGCUAAAUGGAAAGCCAGAGGUUUGGUUUCGAUGUUCUUUUAACCGUUGGAUGCAUCCAGGUGGUGUGUUGCCACCCCAGAAGAUGGUAAAAGCAGAACAUGGUUCGCACUUAAAAGCAACAGUUAACGUUCCUCAGGACGCCUAUAUAAUGGACUUCGUUUUCUCGGAGUCAGAAGAAGGUGGAAUUUUCGACAACAGGAAUGGCUUGGACUAUCAUAUUCCUGUUUUUGGUUCAACUGCAAAGGAACCUCCUAUGCAUAUUGUCCACAUUGCUGUUGAGAUGGCUCCCAUAGCAAAGGUUGGAGGUCUUGGUGAUGUUGUUACGAGUCUUUCACGUGCUGUUCAAGAUUUAGGACACAAUGUUGAGGUUAUUCUUCCGAAGCACGAUUGCUUGAAUCUAAGCAAUGUGAAGAAUUUGCAUAUUCAUCAAAGUUUUUCUUGGGGUGGUUCUGAAAUAAAAGUAUGGCGUGGACAUGUCGAAGACCUCUGUGUUUACUUCUUGGAACCUCAAAAUGGGAUGUUUGGAGUUGGAUGUGUAUAUGGAAGGAAUGAUGACCGUCGAUUUGGCUUCUUCUGUCAUUCUGCUCUAGAUUUUCUCCUCCAGAGUGGAUCUUCACCGAAUAUAAUACACUGCCAUGAUUGGUCAAGUGCUCCUACUGCCUGGCUAUACAAAGAAAACUAUGCACAGUCCAGUUUGGCAAAUGCACGGGUCAUAUUUACGAUCCAUAAUCUUGAAUUUGGAGCACAUCAUAUUGGCAAAGCAAUGAAAUAUUGUGAUAAGGCCACAACUGUCUCUAAUACAUAUUCAAGGGAAGUGUCAGGCCAUGGUGCCAUUGCUCCUCAUCUUGGAAAGUUCUACGGCAUUCUCAAUGGAAUUGAUCCAGAUAUCUGGGAUCCAUACAGUGACAGCUUUAUCCCGGUCCAUUACACUACCGAGAAUGUCGUCGAAGGCAAGGCUGCUGCAAAGAGGGCCUUGCAACAGAAACUUGGGUUACAGCAAAAUGAUGUGCCCAUUGUUGGAAUCAUCAGUCGCCUGACAGCCCAGAAGGGAAUUCACCUCAUCAAGCAUGCGAUGCGUCGAACACUUGAAAGGAAUGGACAGGUGGUUCUGCUUGGUUCUGCCCCAGACCCUCGGAUCCAAGGUGAUUUUGCCAACUUGGCAAAUACUCUCCAGGGUGAAAAUCAUGGUCGAGUGAAGAUGUGUUUGACCUACGAUGAGCCUCUUUCACAUCUGAUAUACGCUGGCUCUGACUUCAUUCUGGUUCCAUCCAUAUUUGAGCCUUGUGGCUUAACUCAGUUGGUCGCCAUGCGGUAUGGAGCCAUCCCUAUUGUCCGGAAAACUGGAGGGCUCUACGACACUGUCUUUGACGUGGACAAUGACAAGGAACGGGCCCGGGCUCGAGGCCUUGAGCCAAACGGGUUCAGCUUUGAUGGAGCUGACAACAAUGGUGUCGACUAUGCUCUGAAUAGGGCGAUCUCUGCUUGGUUCGACGCCCGGGACUGGUUCCACUCCCUCUGCAAGAGGGUCAUGGAGCAGGACUGGUCAUGGAACCGGCCUGCCCUGGACUACAUCGAGCUCUACCGAUCGGCGUCCAAACUGUGAGAACCAAACCUUAUGGCGAUCGUGUGAUCACAACAAAGAAGAUGGAGGCCCAGAGAAGCUAAGCAUGAGAAGGAAUCAAGGUGGAUGGAGGUCAAGGCAAUGGAGGAGUGCAGGUGGCAUGUGAGGGGCACGAGGUGGGUAUUGAAGAGAAUAAGUUGAGAGUUCCUAGAGAGGGGAUACAAGCAAAUAAAUGGAGCAAAAAUACAAAUAUCAUGAUCAUGGAGUCAAUGUGUGCAAAUUCUAUCGUCACAGAUAUAUAUAUGUGAUAUGUUUUGUGCAUUCGGACCAGAAGUUAUGUUUGCAUUUUGAAGUUGUGGACCGAAAUAAAUGAUGUUGAAAUAUGUGCAGUAGAAAAUUAAAUAUUUUGAAUCAUUGUGAUGUGAAUAUGGAGUUACCGUUAUUUUUCCUGAA